CUAACGAAUCGUCGUCUACGUUGAAUAUCGAGCUUUGUGGAAACUUCAAGGUGUAACUGCGUUUCCUCAUUUUUGUGCGCAAACGUGUUCUGUUUCCCGAUCGGAAAACAAAACGGUCUACUCUUGAUCCUUGAUUUCUUCAGCUAAAUCAAUUAACGAGUACGAUUGGCGAUUGAUGUAUAAAGAACAGGAACCACUUUUGUUGGAAAACAAAUUGGAGUGAACACGCAUCACGUCAGAAGGCACCUACGCCGUGAGUCGUAUUUCGCGCGCAAUAAAGCUUUACCUGAGAGCAUUCGCGUAGGUAGUGUAUGCAGACCAAAAUCAAAUCCAAAAGUAGUAUGAGUCACGCGUAGCUUCGCACUAUUCGUAGGUGGUUGUCUAAACUUUGAUUUACAAUCAAACAUACUAAAGGAUGGUCGACUACUACAAAGUACUCGAAGUGCAACGGACUGCUACUAGUGGUGACAUCAAAAAGGCAUACAGAAAAUUGGCCUUGAAAUGGCAUCCGGACAAGAAUCCAGAUAAUUUAGAAGAAGCGAAUAAGAAAUUCAAGGAAAUUUCUGAAGCUUAUGAAGUAUUGAGUGACGAUAUGAAGAGACGUACUUAUGAUCAACACUUAUAUCAGAAGGCGGCAUCAAGGCCUGGCCGUGGGUUCACCUUCCGGAGUUUCUUUGAUUCUCCUUUUCAACGAUAUUUUGAAAAAAAGAGACGAGUUUAUGAUCAAUAUGGCAAAGACGGUCUUCAAAUGCCUGGAGGUAAACGGCGCCAUGGAGAUGAUUUUGAUCCGCACUUUGCUGGCACGUUCGUCUUUAGAGAUCCUGAAGAAGUAUUUAGAGAAUUCUUUGAUGGUAUGCCAUUCGAAGAUUUGUUUUCCGGUUUUCAUGGUGGUUCCCGGAGAGGAGGUGCAAAUAGACAUAAUUAUUCGACUAAUAAUAGUCUCAGUACUUCUUUCUUUGGGCCUUUUGGACUUAGCUUCCGUCUACCGUUCGAUGAUUUAUUGGAAAAUGCCGGUGCUCCUACAAAUUUCACUUCCUUCGGUACUUUCACUAAUUUCGACGGGAUGAGUGGUGGUACUUCUAUGAAACGUACCAGCACUUCGACUCGUUUCAUUAACGGAAAAAAAAUUACAACCAAGAAAGUUUUUGAGAAUGGGAAAGAGACAAUUAUGUCCUAUGAAGAUGACGUACUCAAGUCAAAGACGGUGAACGGCAUACCACAAUCAAUAACGUUCGACGAAGCAUCGACGAGUCGUCAAAUCUGUGAGAACAUCAACGAUAACACGAUGAGUAGCCAUAGCUCGAACGCGGUGCACAGCGACUAUUUAAAAGCUAGCAGAAUAAAGACGCAUCAUCAUCCGCAUACGAGUAAGAAGCAUGAUAAAAGUAAGAGAAAAUAAUUUUUUUGCCAAGUUCCUUACAUAUUCAAGUUAAAUAUACACUCUUGAUACAUGGUAGACUUGAUUAAUGUAAAUUUCCAUUUUUAUCAUUAUCUCUUUAUCUACUAUUCAAUAUUAUCUAUUAUCCAAUGGAAAUGAAAAAAAAAGUAUUGUUAAAUUAUAUAUAGACUUCCUAAAAAUAAGGUAAUAUUUCUGAUGAGUAACUAAUAAUCUGGCUUAACAUAUCGACAUUAUUCGAGCUCUUGUUAAUAAAAUAUAUUUUCAAAAGACAUCUGUUAACUUUUGGUCUGUAAAAGUAACAAGGCAAAACCUUUUAUCUGCUAUCGUUGGACCGAGAUUAUUUAAUUUUGUAAAAAUAAUCUCUGAGUUUAUUUAAGUAGCGUAUGUGACAGCACGAUCGCUUACCUUGCGAAUUGAAUUCUACAACUUGCGGAUAAUCUUAGUUCAUGUCCAUCUAGCCACAGAAUGUAACCAAUAUUUCUUGCUAAUUUAAACCUCCAUUAAACAUAGGUUGUCAUAAUUGAUGAUUUAUGAUAUUCAAAUAAUAAAAAUGCCUUAUCUCAUAUUGGUUAAUAAUAGUUAAAAAUAAUUUAUUUUUCAUCGCUGCGUAUUAUUGUCACUGGUUAGCGUUAUUUACUGACUUAAGUUACAACUAAAUGCUGUUAAAACUUUGUUAGAUAUAAUGAAUUCAAUUGAAUGUUUCCUUUGAUUAGUUAUUUACAUAUGUGUACAUAAUGAUAAGAAUGUUAUAGAAAUACAUUAUUAAUAUACAUUAAUGUCACAAACAUAAAAUUCCAAUAUAAAGCUAUGCAAAUAAUAAAGGUCAAAUUAUGAUUAUUUAU
This is a messenger RNA of Harpegnathos saltator (Jerdon's jumping ant), 2241 nucleotides long. Its product is annotated as dnaJ homolog subfamily B member 6. The transcript is spliced from 9 exons. The record is from RefSeq and is a predicted model, not a curated record. Lineage: Eukaryota; Metazoa; Arthropoda; Insecta; Hymenoptera; Formicidae. Gene Ontology annotation, molecular function: Hsp70 protein binding. Bases 416 to 1399 code for a protein of 327 amino acids.